AUGUCCGCCACUACGACUGCUGCGCUCUCAAAAGUGAGGCGGAUGAUUCCGCCAAUGCUAGAAAGCUUCCAUAAAGGUCAGCUCGGCCGAGUUGCUGUCCUUGGUGGCAGCCAGGACUAUACAGGUGCGCCAUACUUCUCGGCCAUGGCCAGCGCAAGGCUUGGAUGUGACAUGUCGCAUGUGAUAUGCACGCCAGACGCUGGAGCUGUGAUCAAGACAUAUUCUCCCAACUUGAUGGUUCACCCUUUGAUGCGACAGAUGCCCCCCGAAAUAUCCGAAUUAGAUGCAUCUGAAUGGGCUGCCAGUGCGGAAAAGCUUGCAAGACCGAUCAUUGAUAUGCUUGCUCGCCUCCAUGUUCUCGUCAUCGGCCCCGGUCUCGGUCGCGAUCCGCUCAUGCACGAUAUUGUGGCACAUGUUAUUCGUGCGGCAAAAGAGAAGAAAUUUCCAAUCGUCCUUGAUGCCGAUGCCCUGCAGCUUGUUCAAAAAGAUGUGAACCUCAUUAAAGGCUACACGGAAGCAGUACUGACGCCUAAUGUGGUCGAGUUCGAUCGGCUAUGGAAGGCAGUAGGCAUCAAUGAAAGCGGAGGCGAGAGUGAGACGAAGCGAGUGGAGGCUCUAGCCAGGGCUCUUGGAGGCGUCACGAUUAUACAGAAGGGCAAAAACGACUAUAUAUCGAACGGAAGGGUCACGUCGACAGUUGAUCUGGAGGGUGGCAAGAAGAGGAGUGGUGGCCAAGGUGAUACGCUUACGGGGAGCGUUGCAACGUUUCUUGCAUGGAGAAGAGCAUAUAUUGACCAGCUUUGGAGGGAUCCAGAGACACCUCGACUGGGAGAGGAGGAAAUGAUUGGGCUGGCCGCAUUUGGAGGAAGUGCAAUCACAAGAGAAUGCUCUCGAAUUGCAUUUUUGAAACGUGGGAGGAGUCUCCAAGCGAGCGAUCUUACGGACGAGAUUCACAACGCCUUCAUGAGUCUUUUUGGCGAGGUCGAUGGAGAUGACGGCUCUUCCAAGCUUUAA
This is a messenger RNA of Cordyceps militaris CM01, 1014 nucleotides long. RefSeq names its product YjeF domain containing protein. The transcript is spliced from 4 exons. Gene Ontology annotation, molecular function: ATP-dependent NAD(P)H-hydrate dehydratase activity. Lineage: Eukaryota; Fungi; Ascomycota; Sordariomycetes; Hypocreales; Cordycipitaceae. Bases 1 to 1014 code for a protein of 337 amino acids. The record is from RefSeq and is a predicted model, not a curated record. Gene Ontology annotation, biological process: metabolite repair.